GACUAGGAACUUAUUUGGACAUUUGUGAAAGGUUCAGACACCACUUGUGUAUUUAACCAUUAAAAACUUCCCUCCAAAUUCAUUUCCCUCAUAAUCAAAAUUCUCUUCCUCUUGGAAAAAAAUCGCUCUGAAACUUGCUUUAACUAGGGUAUUUGAUUCAUAGUUCUCUCUCCAGUUGUGCAAAAUUAGGGUUUCUGAGAAUAGUAAGACGAAGACGAUGGAGAACUACUUACAGUACAUGAAAACUCUUCGCUCUCAAAUGAACGAUGCGGAAGAUCAGGCAGCUCAGGUAUCAGUGGAGGAACACACGCUGAUUGCUACAAUUCAAACUAUGGAGACUGACCUCAAUUCUGCAAAAUCUGAAAUAAAGAAACAGAAAGAAGAUACUGAGAAGAUGUUACAGGAAAGAGGGAAGGUAUGCUCACAAAUACUGGAAAAACAGAGAAAAAUUGCUUCUUUGGAGUCCGAUUCAUCCUCUCUUUCCCAGACACUAGAGCUUAUUCAACAAGAAAGGGUCAGUUUAUCUGCCAAAAUCAGACAGAAGAGUGCAUUCUAUGACAAUGUUGCAGAUGAGCUUAAUUAUAAGCUUCAGCAACAACAGGACUGGGUUAAUUCUCACAAAACUAGUGGAGAAUUGAGAGAGCAUGGGGUCAAUGAUAGUUUUAAUGCGCAAGCAGCAGAAACUGGAGGAAGGCCUCCCAUUGAUAACCACCUCACAAAAAACAAUCUGGGGAAUGGUGCAAGGGAGAAGCUAAUGGCUGAGUUGGACCGUGCUAAAGCUAAGCUUGAUGAUGUUGCACAAAUGAGAGCUGAAAUCGCUACAGAAAAUAGCAAGGUGAAGCAAUCUAUUGAGCAAGUAAGGGGCAGUGCUAAAGAAUUUAAGCCCGAGCUUCUUGCUAUGGAUAUUACAGCCCUCGAACAGGAAUAUAAAGCCCUUUUAUCUGAUAAGAGUGGAGAACUUGAGUAUUUGGAAUCUCUUCAUAACCAGAUUUUCAAACUCAAGGGUACAUCUCAUAUGAUUAAAUGCACAUGUGGGGCUGAAUAUCAGGUGGCAAUGGAUCGUUGUGCAUGAUAUAUCAGCAUGGAUGUGAACCUUGGGACUGAGUUAAUAGGCUGCGGAUAACAGUUUUGAUCUUGAAUCUUUGCACAUAAUUUGACAAGAUAAUAAUGGUUCUGAUACAUAAGCAUCGCCCUUUUCCUUCUCGCCUUCCGAUAGCUCCGAAAGGUCCUCUGCAGCAUCAAAACGCCCUUGCUCUCUCUCCAGCCGUCUUUUUGCAAGCCUUUGUGCAUCAUCCCACGCUAUCUGCAAACAGGUAUUUUCUUUGUUUCCAUAAAAAAGAUGUCUCUUUUCUACAAACUUAAGAUGAGCAUUAUUGUUUAGAUUGUAUGAACCUAGUAAAUAUGUAAUGUUUUUUUUCAUAAGAUUCCUUUUAUAAAUAAGUAGACAGGAUAUUUAUCAUCUAUGAAAAUGAGAAUUAUAACGAAAUAAUCCAUUUUGUAUCGUA
Mercurialis annua (annual mercury) is the source of this 1505-nucleotide messenger RNA. RefSeq lists its product as uncharacterized. Lineage: Eukaryota; Viridiplantae; Streptophyta; Magnoliopsida; Malpighiales; Euphorbiaceae. The transcript has 13 exons. Bases 218 to 1072 code for a protein of 284 amino acids. The record is from RefSeq and is a predicted model, not a curated record.